AUGGCCCCCUGCAACACACAAAGCACCCCCUUUACACCCCCUUUCCGCAAGAUCCCUUCGUACCACUACCUAACAACUCGCGAGGAAGAGUCCCCAGCAGAAUCUCACACCGUUAUCCUAGUAGUCAUCUUUGUCGUCGUAGUUCUUGUCUUUCUCUUCAUCUGCAUCAUGGGUUUUGCCCCUUGGCGCAAGAUCAAGAGAGCACAGUAUGGAAGGGUUGACCAAGAGGAAGAACACGAACUGCAAGAGGACGCCGAUCAAGACUGGCCUCUUGUGGUUGACACCCAUCCAGUAAGCCCCCCACGCCCCCGUUUGGAGGAACAGAUCCGAAAGCUGUGGGAGUCUUCGCGCGGAAAGCAGCGUUCUCCCAAGCAGGCGGCAAACACUCGAGACUCGAUGGACCUGGCUGACUUUGAUGAUGUUGAUUUGGCAACUCCUUGGAAGAAAGAUGAGGCGUAUGACGAAAAUACAAACUACAAGGAUGAUGUGGAGGACAAGGAGAGAAAAUGGGUUAAGCAGCCGGUCAAGGGACAGGGAGCUAAUCACAAGUCCAGUGAUGACAACGCGAGUAACAAAUCGACCAACACCAAGAAAUUGGCUUAA
Fusarium vanettenii 77-13-4 is the source of this 603-nucleotide messenger RNA. RefSeq lists its product as uncharacterized. The record is from RefSeq and is a predicted model, not a curated record. The transcript has a single exon. Lineage: Eukaryota; Fungi; Ascomycota; Sordariomycetes; Hypocreales; Nectriaceae. The coding region runs from base 1 to 603 and encodes 200 amino acids.